AUGUCUUGGACGUUGCAGCUGUGUGGACUGAUUGUCACUGCCAUUGCUGUACAGGAGUCAUGUGAUGACGAUGCCACACUUUUGCAGCUUCCAAGAGGACCGCCUGCAACAACAGGAUUGGCAGCACACACUAUGCCACCAGCCGCGCUCGCCAACGCGAGCCAGCGAACAGAUGUGGCGCCGUUCAAUGCGUCCGGGGUGUUUGCCAGCAACGUGCUGCGCUGGGACCCAGAGGCUGCGAUCUCUGCGGUCUCACCGCAACCGCAACCGCAAGGCAAGCGCCAGCACUGGACCACGGCUAAGAAGCUAGCCCAAGCAGCCGUGUCCCUGGACGUCAUCGAGCAGCCGCAGUCAGUUUUUUGCAUGGCCACAGCCAUCUGCAGCUUGGUGCUGGUCGGAGAGUUGGCAUCGCUACGAGGUUUUGAGCACAGUCGAGUAUUCACCUCUAUACUAGCUGCGCUGAGCCUAGUGGGUACCAACCUCUCCGAGAAUGCAAACUUGCGAGCGGGCAUUGGUGUCCUAGAUCUCAUCUACGCGCGAUUCGUCAUGCUUGCGUUUACGGGUGUGGCGCUUGUGAGAUUUCACCCACGCAAGCCAUCUGCACUUCCAGAUUGUCCUGAGCAAGCAAUUCAGAUGCUUCUCGGCACUUUCUCUAUCAGUGCCAGUUCAAUGCUGCUAUGUGGCGCCGUGCAUCUGGCACCUGGGACAUACGUACUUGCUGGGGUUGCGACGCUGUCAAGCUUCGGUGCCAUUUUAAAGCAGUGUAUUCUCAGGGAGCCCAUUGAAUGGGAUGAGAGUCUGGCCUCUGUGGGGCUCUUGCUGUCGGUGCUACCAAUGUUGAACGCUGCAGCUCAUAGCAGCCAGGCAACCCUCCUUGGCACGGUUUUGGGCUUGUUAGCCGCCCUGGCCAUGGCGACAUCUGCCUUGGUUCAGCGCAACUUGUGUGGUUCUGUGCAUCAUACUGUUCUGCUCACCUGGUCGGGCGGAGUAGGGCUCAUCAUGUUCAGUCCGGUGGCCUUAAUCUUCCCCGAAGAAGCUCGUGUGCUAUGGACAUUGGACUGGCCACACUUCGCAGCUUUGUUCUUAUAUGGAUCUUUGAGCUUGGCGUCUUCCACACUUCUGUUGAAGGUGGCCAAUAGCUCCCUGGGCAUUAAGGCAGAGUCUAGCUACAUGCUCUUUGUUGGGACAGCUGCUGCUUGCCAAUACGCAUCAGACAUUGCGCUUCUUCACGACCCCUUUACCUUCGUUGCACAAACAAGCUUUGCGCUAGUGGCUACAUUUCUCACGCUGGCGUACGUUGUGUCCUGCAGACAAGUUAUCCGAGUAGAAGAGUGCAUGAACAUGGCGGGCAGUCUCCAUUUCGAACCGCGGCGAUUCAGCCAAAGGCUUUCGCACCAUGCGGAAGGUGACACGUGA
Messenger RNA from Symbiodinium natans, 1416 nucleotides. Lineage: Eukaryota; Dinophyceae; Suessiales; Symbiodiniaceae. The record is from the annotation of a GenBank genome assembly.